This is a messenger RNA of Stegostoma tigrinum, 1066 nucleotides long. It is a transcript of the gene mis18a, whose product is annotated as MIS18 kinetochore protein A. The coding region runs from base 43 to 594 and encodes 183 amino acids. The record is from RefSeq and is a predicted model, not a curated record. Gene Ontology annotation, biological process: CENP-A containing chromatin assembly; chromosome segregation. Gene Ontology annotation, cellular component: chromosome, centromeric region; chromatin; nucleus. The transcript has 5 exons. NCBI's taxonomy places the organism in Eukaryota, Metazoa, Chordata, Chondrichthyes, Orectolobiformes, Stegostomatidae.
CCGGCUGCAGACGCUCUCUGCGCCUGCUCAGUGAUUUGAAAGAUGGCGGGAGUGACGGUGGAUUUGGUAACGGACGAUGAAACGGACAACAAGGAUUCGGGCACUUUCAUCAGCGGUGACUCGGAUUUGCCGGCCGUCUUCCUCUGCUCACAGUGUCGGCUACCGGUGGGAGAUUCGCUGGCCUGGGUCGGAGCAAACCCGAAAGAGGACAUGAUCUAUCUGAGCAGUGUUACUAACAAUAUCAAAGUAGACAAAGAACAGAAGGUAGACACUGCAGAUGAGUCUGGUUGCAUUUAUGUGUUGUUAUCCUGUAGUGGCUGCUCUCUGUUGCUGGGUAGAAUGUACCAUAGCACUCCAGUCCACCUCGACUACAAACGGAAUGUAUAUUGCUUGUCUGUAGCCUAUAUUGAAAGUUAUGUCCUUGGCUCCACCAUGAAUUCAGAAUUUGUUGAUGAAAAUAAAAAGCCGGUCGUUCUAGAAACUCAAGUUGAAGUCCUUGAAGAAUUGGCAAAGUCUCAAACUGUGCUGAAUCUAAUGCUCGCAAGACUUGCAGCUGUUGAAGAAAAGAUAGAAUCAUUGCAGAAUAAGGGAUAAUUCUAACAAGUAUGGCAUUCAAAAUUCAUGGUAAUAUAGAGGCUUCAUAUUGAAGGUGUCAGCAGAUGGCAGGUGCCUGCUCUUGUAGAAUUAAUUCGUUGCAAGCAAUCUUUGAGGAAGUCCUUUUUUGUUUCUUCCCAUGUCUGAUUGUGCUGGCUUUGUUUAUUGUCCAAAUUCAAACCUUAGCUUAUGUUUCUCAUAUUGUAUAUGUUAUGCAUUGUACCAAUUUCUGAAUUUAACUUCAAAUCUUAGUCUUAAUCUGUGUAAAAGAGAAAAAACAGUUGAUUAAUCAAAAUUAUCACUUGUAAAAUAUAUCAAUUGUAAAAUAUAACUGAUGUAAUUAUGUCUGUAAUUAAACAUAAAGAAGUGCAGUCUCUAACCAUUUCACCUUGCUCCAUAUCUGUCGUCAUUGGAUUGUUUUAAUUGUAGUUGCUUUGUUUUGGAAAUGUGAGAUCAUAUUAAUGUGAAAAUA